Xenia sp. Carnegie-2017 is the source of this 993-nucleotide messenger RNA. Its product is annotated as homeobox protein Hox-D3-like. The transcript has 2 exons. Bases 126 to 806 code for a protein of 226 amino acids. Gene Ontology annotation, molecular function: DNA-binding transcription factor activity, RNA polymerase II-specific; DNA binding. Gene Ontology annotation, biological process: regulation of DNA-templated transcription. The record is from RefSeq and is a predicted model, not a curated record. NCBI's taxonomy places the organism in Eukaryota, Metazoa, Cnidaria, Anthozoa, Malacalcyonacea, Xeniidae.
AUUCUCGACGUGUUCCUGGCAGGUCCCAUCAUCGUAUGUCAGAAAACCAUUGAUCGCUGUUGGAUCGACCUUGAAACAAACAUCAUUUAUCUUCUUCAGUCAUUUAUCAAAUAUCUGACGGUGUCAUGCAAGUAACGAACACCCUCAAUUUAACUUCAUUUGUUAAUCAAAACUCAAAUGAUACACAGCACAAAACGUGCCAGUCACAGAGCAGCAUCGAACUAAGCGUUCUUCCUUCGCACUCACUAAAGCAACACGAUGAGGUUAAUGGCAACAUCAGCAGCCAUGAUGAAUGUGUGAAAUCUCUCAAUGCAGCCGAUGCAAAGAUUUUUCCAUGGAUGAAAGAGACGCGAAGUAAACAGAAACAAACAGGAAACACCCCUGGUGGCCAUGAGAGUCAAGAAACUUGUGAUGCUAUCACAGACACAGCACCACGUACCAUUUACACAACCCGUCAACUAGUGGAGUUAGAAAAGGAGUUUCACUAUAACCGAUAUCUAUGUCGACCAAGAAGAAUCGAGAUUGCCCAGUCACUCAAAUUGACGGAGAAGCAAGUAAAGGUUUGGUUCCAGAAUCGUCGCAUGAAGUGGAAAAAAGCAAAUAAACCAGAUAAUAAGGACAAUGUGAAGCAUUUUAGUACUAGACCGUAUGGAAUGGUGCAAGUGAACCCGUCAUCUUUUGAGGAAAUGACAAAAAUUAGUCACUUAGCCAACUGCUUCAACUAUCCAAUCUCAAUAAACUAUAGCGACAAUGUACCAAAUUAUAACUACAAUAACACCACAAUGAACACACAGUUAGUGCUAUGAAUUAAGUCUACUUAUUAAAGUCUUUUAAGCCAGUCGCGCGUGUUUCAAGACCAGAUUUUAAUGAAACAAACACAGCAUUGUUAAACAAUGAAAAGUAUUUAUGACUUAUUGAUACUAUAUACAAGUUUGUAAUAUAUUACACACAUCUUCAAUAUUGAUUAAAAUAUACGUGUGUGUUUUGGCUAAA